AUGGUGAGGACAAGGAAAAAUAUCGAAAAUAUGGAAAUUUAUGACUACAUGAAGGAACUGAGUGAAAAAAUAUGGACCUACCUGUUUGAGGACUCCCUAGCACAUGAGGCAAUAUUACAGUCGCUAAACGAGUUAGAACAAAUUAUUAUCUCAAGAUUGUUAUUCAUACAGCAGGUGGUGUCCGAGAGAGCAAUGCGCUUGUGGAUAAAUCCAAACUCUCUAAAGAAAUUAAGUGAAUGUAUAAAAAAUCUGGUCGAAGCAAAAAUACUUGUAGAGAGCGAAACGAAAAAGGAUAAUUACAAUCAGUACAGAAUAAAUGAAAAAUUCAGAUAUACAAUGCUAAACAAAAUUUAUAAAAAUAGAGAAGACAGAAUUUCCAUAUUUAAUAAUAACGCUAAGGAGCAAAUGGAAAAAGAAAAAAAUCUUCUUGAAAAUAAUUUAUAUCCAACGAAGGAAGAAAUUCUGAAUUAUACACACAUGAGAUGGAACAAUUUGCUCCAUUUCAUUGCUUCCCCCAAGUUAAGUCAUAUGAACAAUUAUAUGAUUUACAAUAAUGGCAUAUCAGUGGAGCAUAGACAGGAGGUAUAUCCUCCACAUGCUACUUUUCCAGUCAACCGAAAUGAUGAUCAGGGUGACCCGAACAGGAAUAAAAAUGUAGACAAAUCAACCUCUUCCAGUUACACCCCUUCGAAGAAAGGAAGGAAAAAAAAUCAAACAGACGAUGAGGAGUACCGACCUCAUGGCUACUUCGUCCAUGGUGGAACUGCUCACAAUGUGGUGAAUUACGCCACGGGAAAGGAGGAUGAGGAAGACGACCAACCUGUCGGUGAUGACGACAACGGUGAUGACGACAACGAUGAUGACUCCGAUGAGAGGGAUAACUCAGACAAUGGAGACCACAAUGCCGAGGAGGCAAACCAAAUCCAUGGAGAAAAAUACGAGACAAAUCCAAAUGAAGAGGUCAAAUAUGAUCAGAAAUAUGACCAGUACGGGUACUACCAUAAACAGAGUGAAUCUGUGGAAGCCCCCCCAAAUGGAAGCGCACACAAUCUGAAUAGUCUGGGUCCAAAUCAGUAUUAUACCCAUCAUAGCAGUAAGAAGAGGAAGAAGAAAAAGAAAAAGGGAGUUUAUGCAUACAAGCAAAAUGAUCUAUAUUAUAGGAGCUUGCAAAAUGAGGAAAAUGGCUACCUGGAAGAAGACAAUAAUGAUUAUUCAUUUUUCUAUUCCAGUGCAAAGAAGGAAACCUUCCCUUCGUACACCCCAUGUGAUAGUCUAAUCGAAGUACUCAAGAGGAAAAACUUCAUACUACAAGAUGAUGCGAAUAGUAACAAGACAGUGAACAUGAGUCGAGAAGCUUUCUCAUGGUUCCUCAAGGACAUACGAAGUAGGAUAAUUUCCUUAGUGCUCGAAUAUUUGCUCAUAGUAGACGAUGGCUACCUCUCAAAUGUCGCACGGGAAAUUUCGACCAAAUAUAAGAAGGCCAAUAGUAACGCAGAUGCCAGUAGUGGUGGAGGAAAUUCUGCGAAUGCCCAAGAUGGGGAAAGCGAUUACGGUACUUAUACCACUUAUGCGAAUAAUAGCACCUACCCCCAACGCCGUGGAAGUAACGACUUGUAUAGCGGCCAAAUCCCCACAACCCAUCAACAGAAGGUAAAAAAUGAUGGAAGUGGAAACCCGUGCUAUGUGACGGAAGAAAAUAAGGAGCACAAAAAAUCAGAAUUGUAUGUGAAAGAAACCUUAUUGCUGAUCCUAUCCAUUAGUCAGUGCACUAUUAGUCAUCCCAUAUACCUCGAUAAUUUAACAAAAGCACAGAAGGAAUUUAUAAAUUUUGGUAUACACAUAGGUCUCUUUUUAAAGCGCGCUGAGGACUAUGUCUUUGUAACUCCGUACGCGUUACUUCUAACGAUUAAUAAUUUGAAUGUACAGAAUUACGUGACUGUGAUGAACAAUCUCACAGUGGAGGGGGUAUCUGAAAACACAUACAACGAGUAUAUCUCUCAUGGCGAGGAUGGGGUAGACAAUCAUCUACCCAGUAACAGCAACAAUGUUAUGGCCACACACAACAUAGGCAUGGGAAGACAUGGUCAUAAUGAUGGAGAGGCGAAGAAGAUAAGCGAAAAAUAUUUUCAUCACUAUUUCCUCUUACAAGAGGAGAAGAGAAGACCAUCCCCCCUGAUAAGUGGUACCCAUGAAUAUAUGGACAAAACAAAACUCACACACGAAUUAGCUAGCCUUGCCUUAUCCCAAGAAAAAAAAAUGAAUGGAAAUAAUAACCUCGAAAUGGGGUUAAUUGUACAGAGCAACUUCAAAGUCUACCUCUACACCAACUCAACAUUGAAAAUAAACAUCUUAAGUCAUUUAUGUGAAUUACAAGCGAGGACACCUAACAUGGUGGUAGGAAUUUUAACAAGAAGAAGUGUGCUAAAUGCAUAUAACUCCGACAUCACUGCAAAUCAAAUAAUUAAAUUUUUGGAAUCCUAUGCUCACCCAGGAAGAAGCAACUUUAAAAGCUCCAUACCUGUUAAUGUUAUUACGCAAUUGAAGUUGUGGGAAUCGGAAAGACAUAGAUUAACUCUGGACGAUGCUAUCGUCUUUAAGUCUUUCGAAAAGGAAUUCCUCCCUCAUCUGUAUCAACAAAUCGUUGUCUGGGCUAAUAGCAAAAAUUACCUAUUGCAUUAUACACCCUGGCCCAAAAAUGCCAACUCCCCAGAAUUCGACGCCUGGAUGAAGGCGGAAAAGUACCUCUGCUGCAUUUACGAAUCGAAGAAUGAAAUUAUCGAUAAGAUUAAGGAAAUUAGGGAGAAGCUUAUGAAAAAGCGGCAAAACGCGUAA
Messenger RNA from Plasmodium knowlesi strain H, 2832 nucleotides. RefSeq lists its product as uncharacterized. Gene Ontology annotation, biological process: nucleotide-excision repair. Gene Ontology annotation, molecular function: ATPase activator activity; double-stranded DNA binding. Bases 1 to 2832 code for a protein of 943 amino acids. The record is from RefSeq and is a predicted model, not a curated record. Lineage: Eukaryota; Apicomplexa; Aconoidasida; Haemosporida; Plasmodiidae. The transcript has a single exon. Gene Ontology annotation, cellular component: transcription factor TFIIH core complex; transcription factor TFIIH holo complex.